This is a messenger RNA of Enterobius vermicularis (human pinworm), 1323 nucleotides long. NCBI's taxonomy places the organism in Eukaryota, Metazoa, Nematoda, Chromadorea, Rhabditida, Oxyuridae. The record is from the annotation of a GenBank genome assembly.
AUGGAACCAGACGCAAUUCGUCCAGAUCGGGAUGUUAUCGGAAAACAGAAAAAUCCUCGUCGUAGGAAGUUAAGAAAAGAAGAAAGUUUACUUCCGUCUCCAGACUCAGUUACCCACUGUUCUCUACAGGAAGAGGGUCUUAUUACAUUUUUAUUGGACACCGAAUUACAAGUGAGUAGUCCAAUAAAGCAAUCAAAAAUACAGGGAAUAACUGCUAUAACACGAAUAAAGUUGGAUCUAGAAAUGCAGCUGAAUGCGAUAUUCAAGAACAAAAGUGUCCUGGACAGCGAUAGAUUUAAUAUGAGUUAUGAAGUCGGUAGAACAGCUACUGUUGAACAGCUGAAUCAGGCAACCAGAAGAUAUAUUGCUGCAGCAAUUGACUGGAUUGAUGCCUUAUUUUCUUUCGCCAAUUUGAUGACAGUCCAUGAAAAAGUCUGCGUCUUGAAAAGCGUCUUUGCUGCGUUUUGUACCUUCAGUGAAGCAGCUCGUACUGCUCAGAAUACUACAGACCGGGACAUUCUUUGCCUAUGCAACGGAACAGUUAUUCCUCGCCAGACACCUCGACACCUUGUCGAAACAAAUUUUUUAUCAAACAACAUGUUAACGCGUUUACUAGAUGAAUUAGCCGCACCAAUUCGGAAACUUUGCCUUCGUGAAGCUGAAAUAGUCGCACUCACAGCACUAAUAAUGCUUGACGCAGACGCCACUGGGCUCAGCUGUACCACCUCACAAUGUUUAGCGACAUUAAGAAAUAAAGUACAACAUGCCUUAUUCCAAAUGAUUCGUGACCAGUUGCCAAGUGAUCAACCAAUAUCAUCAGCAACCUCACGUUUCGGGAAUAUUCUAAUGAUACUACCACCGCUUGCUAAAGUGUCUUCACUGAUGGGAGAAAAUAUUCAAUUUGCAAAAAUGUUUGGAAGUCAAGCGAUUGACCCAUUGCUGAUUGAAAUCUUCAUUGAUUCACCGAUUGAAACAAUCCCAUCAACGAAUCCAAAAACUCGAGUAGAUGUAUCAACACAGACGUUUUUGCCGAUACCAAAUUCGCCACUAACGCCACCACCAACUGUUUUACCGUGUACCAGCGUACCAACGACACCGCAACUUCCAGACGCAACAAAAGUAUCCUCAAUAUCAUCGGUUCUUGGAAAUUCGGCUACAAACAAUUCGUACAGUUUCUACUUUCCAUACUCAGCACGUCUUCCUAGCAGUAUUAAUUAUAGUAACCAGUCGGCUGGUCCGUAUCCAUCUCAGACAGAUUUUUUUGACGGUAAUUCGCAGACAACAACAAGUGCUGAAAUAAUGAACAAUUUCAGAUUCUUAUAG